Macadamia integrifolia is the source of this 2972-nucleotide messenger RNA. RefSeq names its product CDPK-related kinase 3. Gene Ontology annotation, biological process: peptidyl-serine phosphorylation; intracellular signal transduction; protein autophosphorylation. The transcript has 11 exons. Gene Ontology annotation, cellular component: cytoplasm; nucleus. Gene Ontology annotation, molecular function: ATP binding; calcium/calmodulin-dependent protein kinase activity; calcium-dependent protein serine/threonine kinase activity. Lineage: Eukaryota; Viridiplantae; Streptophyta; Magnoliopsida; Proteales; Proteaceae. Bases 401 to 2194 code for a protein of 597 amino acids. The record is from RefSeq and is a predicted model, not a curated record.
AGAAGAGAUUUCAUGGGAUUUUAAUCUCCAUACUCUCAUAGAUUUAUCUCUCUCACGGUCACGCCUAUCUCGUUCGUUCUCUGUCUGUUCAGUUUGUAUGCUUGUGCAGUCUCAUUCUUCUCGUUCUUCAGUCCUCGCCAACUCUCACCUUCUCUUUUGGUUUCUUCUGUAACCGCUCUGUUUUCGUGCGUGUCUUUCGUUCUGUCUGACUCAAUUCAUUUAUUCCCUCUCUAUUUUGGACGUUUUGUUUCUGAUAUAUCUUUAUCUCUGUCUCCCUCCCUCUCUCUCUCUCUCUCUCUCUGUCCGUGCUGCCGAAAUCCUCAGAUCCGUACAGAGAACAGAUUGAUUCCCAUGUUAGUACUUUGACCGAUCUUUCGAUUCCGGACGGUCGUAGCAAGCGAUGGGGCAGUGCUACGGCAAGAACAUUCCCGUCGUCGUCGAAGACGACAUCACCUCCCGCACCGGUGAUCGUCCUCAGACGCCCCCCACUUCAACUCCUUUUAACGGCGCCGUUAGCGUGCCAUCAGUGAAGCACUCAUCAGCUCAUUCCUCUUCCAACAGCCCCUGGCCCAGCCCUUUCCCUCAUGGCACUGCUAGCAGCCCUCUUCCUCCGGGAAUCUCUGCCUCGCCGGCGAGGUCUACUCCGCGUAGGUUUUUCCGCCGCCCCUUCCCUCCUCCUUCUCCGGCGAAGCAUAUCAAGGCCUCCCUCGUCAAAAGGUUUGGACACUCUAAGCCCAAGGAAGGGCCGAUCCCUGAGGAUGGCACUGAAGUUGAGCGCUCGCUCGAUAAGAACUUUGAGUAUUCCAAAAAUUUCGAGACCAAGUACGAAUUGGGGAAGGAGGUUGGCCGUGGGCAUUUCGGUCAUACGUGUUCCGCCAAAGGCAAGAAAGGGGAGGCUAAAGGUCACCUUGUUGCUGUCAAGAUCAUCUCCAAAGCUAAGAUGACGACAGCAAUAUCAAUUGAAGAUGUUCGUAGAGAAGUGAAAAUUUUAAAAGCUUUAUCCGGGCACCAGAAUUUGGUAAAAUUUUAUGAUGCAUGCGAGGAUGCCAAUAAUGUCUACAUAGUCAUGGAAUUGUGUGAAGGUGGGGAACUGCUGGACAGAAUUUUAUCCAGAGGUGGAAGGUACACAGAGGAAGAUGCAAAAGCUAUUGUUGUACAAAUAUUAAAUGUAGUUGCCUUUUGCCAUCUUCAAGGUGUUGUACACCGUGAUUUAAAACCGGAGAAUUUUCUCUUUGCCACUAGAGAUGAAGAUGCUCCAAUGAAGCUUAUUGAUUUUGGUCUUUCUGACUUUAUUAGACCAGAUGAAAGACUCAAUGAUAUUGUUGGCAGUGCAUACUAUGUUGCACCUGAAGUUCUCCAUAGGUCAUAUACUAUGGAAGCAGAUAUUUGGAGUAUUGGUGUCAUAACAUAUAUUUUGUUAUGUGGAAGUAGACCUUUCUGGGCACGUACAGAGUCGGGUAUUUUUCGUGCCGUUUUAAGAGCUGAUCCUAACUUUGAUGAUUCACCUUGGCCUGUGGUAACAACCGAAGCCAAAGAUUUUGUGAAAAGGCUUCUGAACAAGGAUCACAGGAAAAGAAUGACGGCAGCACAAGCUCUGACUCACCCAUGGUUGCGAGGUAAAAGCUGUCCUGUGCCUUUAGAUAUAUUGAUCUACAAGUUAGUCAAGUCAUACCUUCGUGCCACUCCUUUUAAACGUGCAGCAUUAAAGGCUUUGUCAAAGGCACUAACUGAGGAUGAACUCAUGUACCUUAGGGCUCAGUAUAGGCUGUUGGAACCCCAUAAAGAUGGGCGUGUUUCUCAUGAGAACUUUAAAAUGGCUCUCCUGCGAAAUGCUACUGAUGCCAUGAAAGAAUCAAGGGUUCUCGACAUUUUAAACACUAUGGAACAACUCUCUCAUCGAAAAAUGGACUUUGAAGAGUUCUGCGCUGCAGCAAUCAGCACAUAUCAAUUGGAGGCUCUUGAGAAGUGGGAGCAGAUUGCGAGUACAGCUUUUGAAUAUUUUGAACAGGAGGGGAACCGAGUUACAUCAGUGGAUGAAUUGGCGCGGGAAAUGAAUCUCGGCCCUACGGCUCACUCGAUCCUAAAUGACUGGAUCAGAAGCUCAGAUGGCAAGCUGAGCUUUCUUGGGUACACCAAAUUUUUGCAUGGUGUGACAAUUCGCAGCUCAAAUACAAGACAUCAGUCAUCUGCAUAGCAUGUGACUUAAUUGUUUCAAAGGUACAUAGGAAGGUUUGCAAAAUUUUUACCCUCUUUACUUGGGAUAGAAGUGUGUGUAAAUGAAUUUAUAGUCAAUUCAGAUGUGAGGCUGCCCGAGGCAAUUCAAAAUGAUUUUGAUCGACCCAGCAAGAAGCUGCCAAGCCUGCGUCCGUGGCACCGCUCCUGUGUAUACCAUUGGAUAUGGGAUUACCCUUCCCAAUCAUUGAUGAUCCAUCUAACUUAUUUGGUAAAAUUUUUCUCCACCUGGAACCAACCCACCUGCUUGUUCUCAAAAUAAUAGGAGACAUUCUCUUUUUCUUAUUUUUUUUAAAGCUAUUUUUCAUGGGUACUUUGAGGAGACCUGGUUGAACUUGGGAUUCAUGUUCAGAUGAGUGGAGCUGUGGGUAAUCGGAUUUUGGAUCCUCUACGCAUACAGAGAGAUUGGAACGUGUAAAUGAUUAGGAAUUUGUGUAUUGUUUGGUCUGGUUGGGAUCUUGUGUAGCUCUUUUAAAAUGAAGGGUCCGCCUGGGGUUCACAUGGUGAAGGAUCACCCUCACUAUCUCCCUCUUUACCCUAUUCAUAUACCGUGUGAUGUAGUAGAUGGUGAAGUGUAAACCCUUUAUUAUUCUAUAGGGUCUUACUAGACUUCAUUAUUUACCAUGUGACCUCACCGUACCCUACUCAUGUGCUGCCAUGUGGAAGAUAAUGGUUCAUUGUGCAUAGUGGCAUUUUUUUUUUUCUUCAUAAAAUAUAGAAAGGAGAAAUUUGAAGUGUUA